AGCAGCAAUUGCCUACCAGUACCAUGGGUUUUUCUAAGGGAGUUAAUAGCGGUCUUCUACAAGCUGCUUUAACUGUUUUCAUGUUAAAAACAGCAUAUUCCAUGAAUUAUAAUUAUUUGUCUUCAACAAACAGCAGUGUGGCCUUUUCCUCUAAUUGGAUGACCAGCGAAGUUCCACAGUUCUCUGACCAUUUUACGUACCCAAACAAGCCUUCCAGCACAGUUCCACAGUUCUCUGACCAUUUUACGUACCCAAACAGGCCUUCCAGCACAGUUCCACAGUUCUCCGACCAUUUAACAACGUACCCAAACAGGCCUUCCAUUACAGUUCCACAGUUCUCUGACCAUUUUACAACGUACCCAAACAGGCUUUUCAGCACGGUUCCAGCAAGAAGUUUCAGCACACAACGAACCUCUACUCUUCAACAAGCUUCAUCAAGCACCUCGCUUUUCAGCCAGGGAAUUACAUCUACGGUACCAUUGAACACUGGUAUAUCAGUACCAAGCAGUGAAAUCCUUCCAGCCCGCGCUACUAGAAGUGUUCAAGCAACGAGCAGUAUCAUUUUGAUGCGACCCAGAGUAACAUGUCAAGAGAAUCACAUGGAGAUCGAACUGGACAAGAACACAUAUUCUUACCUUAACUCAUCCGCCUUUCACCUCCGUGACUCGUCGUGCCAUGGCCAGGUCACUCAAAGAAGCAUCAUACUGUCAACACCUUUGAAUAGCUGUAUGACUAUCUCCAAGCAGACAGACGAUACCGUUACGUACCAGAACGAAGUGAGAGCUGAAUGGACUAUCAAGACAAACCCGAAUGAUACUGUCACCCGUCACGAUGCGCUUGUUCUGCCUUUUAACUGUACCUACAAAAGGAGGAAGUAUGUCAGCGUUUCUUUCAAGCCAAAACGUCGCGUUGACGCAGAGGAAGGAGCGUUUGGGAACUUCACCUUCCUGAUGGAUCUGUAUUCAGAUAACAGCUACACUCAUUCAUACAACAUUAGCGAUUACCCAAUCAGCGUGCAGCUAAACCAACGACUGUACAUCAAGUAUCAAGUGUUGUCUGAUAAAGCUGAUCUGCAUGUGUUUGCUGAGAAGUGCCUAGCAACCACCACAACUAGUGAGUCAACCACGCCUAGUUACGUAUUCCUCGACAAUGGCUGUAACGUGGACAAAACAAUCAAUUACAACUACGAACCGAACAGAGAGCAAAACUUUUCCAUCCAAGCCUUUCGUUUCAUUGCUAACCAUCCAGUGGUGUAUCUACAUUGUCUUCUUCUGGUCUGUCACACCACCUACAAUACCUCCAAGUGUGCUGUCGGUUGCCAGAACAACCGAGUGAGGCGUGACAUGUCACGUGAUGCUCAGGAAUCCAAUCUGUAUCACCUGUCAUCUGGACCAAUCACUCUUAAGAGGACCAUAAAAUCAACACCAGACAAAACCACAACUCCAGGCGUUACUGUAAUAGCGCUAUCCUCGGCAGUGGGCAUGUUACUCAUUGGCUGCUUUGUGCUUCUGGUUCUGCUCCGGCGCAGGAAAAAGCAAACCAGCAAAACUCAGGACGAAUCUCAGCCUACACAGUUGGAGGCUUACGAUAACCCAGGAGUCAACAGAGAAGACGAUCCCGCGGGUCUUAAGAUGUCAAAUCAACAAGACGAUGCGCUGUGAACUAGAACAUCUACCAUGCACGCUUUAUAUUGAUACAAAAUUUAUAUCGACUUAUUUUUGAAAUGCUUUUCUUGUUAUGCUGCUUUUUCAUAUUUCUCGUGGCGCUUUGCUUUUUGGCGGGUAAAUGGUCAAAAACCGGUCUUAAGAUUCUUUUAAAAACGUUCUUCAAUCAAACUUUUCUUGUAUCUGCUGGAUAAUUAUGAUCAGGUCAUUUUUAGUUGAAUUUUCCAUUCAAAGCAUCAAGAGGUUAAGUGUUACAGAAAAUGUAUUGACUCACGACGGAGUACUCGAAAUUUUUGUUUCUCAUACAUCUUUUAAAAUAUUAUGAGGUGUAUUUACAAAAUCGUCGUAUAAUGUGCAGUUUUCUCCCCCCCAUCCCCCCGGUUACCCCUCAAAACUGCAAUGUACUGAGGAAUGUGAAAUGGUCAAUUCAUUUGCUUGUAAUGUAAUGCCAAAAUACCUUAUGAUCUUUCCCUUUGUCUCGAUAACAAUGCUAUACGAAUUCUCUUUUUUUUUACUAUUUAAAUAUUUUGAGCUCUUUAGGUGUCAUAAGAAGGCGAUGACAUUUAGGCAAUAGGAACUACGAAAAGAAUUAAAGAAUUCUCAGUGAUUUCUGCGCAAACGUUAGUUUUCGGUAAUUUUAUCAUUCUUUUAAUUGAAUAUAAAUAACCGAAGACCAUACUCCCAGACCCGAAUGCUGAAGCGUCGUAUGGCAGCGCAAAGCAUUUACGGCUAUGCCAGAGAUUUCGACCCCGACACCGCUAUCCCCGGGAGGACUUACAGCCUGGUCAGGAAGCUCGGCAAAAGCCUAAGGGAGAGGUUAGUCGGCCCCUAGAGCGUAAAUGAUUAACCCCUUGCUAUGACCAGCAAACCCGACAUGUCAUUUACGUUCCUGACCACUAAACACCCAUAGUUACCCCUUUCCAUGUGGGAUGUGUUUUGAACAACUAAAAGGCUAGCCCUGACGUAUCCGAGUAGUUUCUGCGCAAACGUGGAGUUUAAUUUCGGCUGAAAAAGCGUUACCAAAGCAAAGAGGAACAAUUUCUGCACGAACACCAGUUAUGUAUGAUUAGAACGUUAUAUCCAUUGACAAGUGCAGCCUCGUAUAUCAUAGUAUAUGUACCUACAAAUAAAAAAGAAAGGUAAACUUA
Messenger RNA from Actinia tenebrosa (Australian red waratah sea anemone), 2812 nucleotides. RefSeq names its product ZP domain-containing protein. The record is from RefSeq and is a predicted model, not a curated record. NCBI's taxonomy places the organism in Eukaryota, Metazoa, Cnidaria, Anthozoa, Actiniaria, Actiniidae.